AUGGGAGUGACCCUGAGCAAGGAAGAUGACAUGCUCGACCAAUUUUAUGGGAGGGGCUUGCGGGAGCUCUCGAUGAACGGGAAUUUCAGCUCCCUACCAGAGGAAAUCAUCCUCCACAUCUUCUCCUUCUGCGAUGUGCGAUCUGUGUUGGAGGCUGGCACCUUGUGUCGGCGCUUGCGGAAGGUGGCAAGCGACGAGACAAUCUGGAAGACCAUCUUCAAGGCCAAAUGGGGAACUUGCCGAUCGCGCGAGGAGGGAGGGAUCGACCAAUACGAUUGGCGCGAGGAGUUCAUGAACAGACAACGCUUCGUGCUCGAGAAGAAGAGGGCGAGAGCCGAUGCCUCUACAUCGGGCAAUAACACCAGCCUCGCAACACAGAUCUGGGACUCUGUGGUGUCCACCCUCAAUCCCUUCGUGCCCAUUCGCAAACGUAAGGUCGUCUUUGUUGGUCUCGAGGCUGCUGGCAAGACCACCUGCUGCUUCAGAUUGCAAACGAACGGACCCGACCCCAACUACUUCCCCAUUCCUCGUCAGUGCUUCCCCCCGAUCGACGUCUUCCAGACGCGCGAGCUUGAAUUCGUGGCGUGGGACGUGGGCGGCUACAAGAGCAAGUACUACGACAGCUACAGCCACCGCGUCUUCGCUCCUCGCCUCCAGGAGUGCGAGGCGCUCGUGUUCGUUGUUGACGCCUCUGAAGACGAACGCCGCAUGACCGAGGCGAAGAGGGAACUGUCGGCCGUGCUGGAGGCCAAGAUGGAGGCCAUGUUCGAGAAGUCGCUCAACCUCUUCGAAAGGGACAACAGGCCAUUCCCCGUGAUGGUGUUGGCCAACAAGCAGGAUCUUCCUCGCUCCCGAAAGGCCGACGAGGUGUCACGCUUCUUCGCCUCCUGCUUCGAGCCCUACGAGAACGUUAUCUGGACGUGCCGGGCCGCCUGUGCCGCCAAGAAAGAAGCCGAAUGUCUUACGGAGGCGGUGUGGUGGCUGCUGUACGAGAUGGAACACACCCGUUGA
This is a messenger RNA of Acanthamoeba castellanii str. Neff, 1011 nucleotides long. RefSeq names its product Fbox domain containing protein. The coding region runs from base 1 to 1011 and encodes 336 amino acids. Gene Ontology annotation, molecular function: GTP binding; protein binding; GTPase activity. The transcript has 5 exons. Lineage: Eukaryota; Discosea; Longamoebia; Acanthamoebidae. The record is from RefSeq and is a predicted model, not a curated record. Gene Ontology annotation, biological process: vesicle-mediated transport; intracellular protein transport. Gene Ontology annotation, cellular component: cytoplasm.